AUGGCUCCAAUCUCGUUCAAGCCGAAGCUCACCAUCCCGGAGCCCGCUACAAAGCAUGUCGUGCUAUCGUAUCCAGCACAAGGAAUUCUGCUAGCAAGAAUCAACCGACCGAAAGAACUCAACUGCCUCCACACCGAGGCGAGUCAAGAGCUGGAAGCUAUAUGGCAAUGGUUGGAUGAUGAGCCGUCUUUCACCGUAGGGAUCAUAACAGGCACUGGCCGAGCCUUCUGCGCUGGGGCGGACUUGAAAGAAUGGAAUAAGAUCAAUGCUUCAAAUAAGCCGCGUACAAUGUCUGCAGCAGGAUUCGGUGGACUCUCGCGUCGGGACGGCCGCAAGCCGAUCAUAGCUGCGGUCAAUGGCAUCUGCUUUGGAGGCGGAUGUGAGAUGAUAGUCAACUGUGACCUUGUCGUGGCGUCAAAGAAAGCCGCCUUCUCCCUGCCUGAAGUCAAGAUCGGUGUUGUCGCAGCUGCAGGUGCUCUGCCCAGAAUCAUUCGCACGAUUGGUCGACCACGGGCCAUGGAAAUGGCCUUGACAGGUCGGCCAGUGUCUGCGGAUGAAGCUCUUGAAUGGGGUCUCAUCAACAAAGUGGUGGGCGAUAAGGAGGGCGAGGUGGUGGAUGCUGCUGUAGAGUAUGCAAAGAUGAUCGCGGCGAAUAGUCCAGAUGCUGUGAUCGUUAGUCGAGAGGGCAUCAAGCUAGGAUGGGAGAGCAUGGGUGCUGAUGAGGCGACCGAAUAUGCCUUGAAGAACUGGCAGCCAAAGUUACAGGCCGGAGAGAACUUGRAGGAAGGAGUCAAGGCAUUCGUCGAGAAGCGGAAACCCAAAUGGGUGCCAUCGAAGUUGUAA
Ramularia collo-cygni is the source of this 843-nucleotide messenger RNA. RefSeq names its product related to enoyl-CoA hydratase. Gene Ontology annotation, cellular component: mitochondrion. The transcript has 2 exons. NCBI's taxonomy places the organism in Eukaryota, Fungi, Ascomycota, Dothideomycetes, Mycosphaerellales, Mycosphaerellaceae. Gene Ontology annotation, biological process: fatty acid beta-oxidation. Bases 1 to 843 code for a protein of 280 amino acids. Gene Ontology annotation, molecular function: enoyl-CoA hydratase activity. The record is from RefSeq and is a predicted model, not a curated record.